GGACUCUGAGCCUUGAGCUCCCUCACCCAUCGAAGCCAGAGGGCAGCUUCGCCUCCUGCACGCUCCUGUAGGCCCUUAGUCCCAGACCCUAGCGGGGCGGACACUUGUCUCUAUUUCGGAGUCACGUGCCCUGAACCCGGUCUCUAUAGCAACCGCUUGACAGUGGUCCGUCGGCCUCAAUCACCCCGGAAAGGGCGGAAACCCAGCCCGGAGGUUCCGGGAAAUGUAAUCUGGAAGUGGAGGGGUGUCCUUUGAAGGGAACUUCUUUGAGGCAUAGAUCCUUGUGGAGUUUUGUUUUUGUUAUUUCUUAACUUGCACACGCUCACAUGGCCGUGGAAUCUAGAGAGGCUGUAGCCCUGGAUCCCCAGAAUCCAACAGUGAAAGAGAGACUUCAGGUAGUAAACAUGGAAGAAGAAGAGGAUUACCUGUGGGGGGAGAAAGGCAGCCAGAAGAGGAACAGCCCCUCCACCCAGGAGAUCUUCCGCCAGCGGUUCAGGCAGUUCGGCUAUUAUGACACACCUGGACCCCGAGAGGCUCUGAACAAGCUCUGGGAACUUUGCCAUCAGUGGCUAAGACCAGAGAUCCACACGAAGGAGCAGAUUCUAGAGCUGCUGGUCCUGGAGCAGUUCCUGACCAUUUUGCCAGAGGACCUGCAGAGCUGGGUGAGAGAUCAGCAUCCAGAGAGUGGAGAGGAGGUGGUAAUUGUGCUGGAAGAUUUGGAGAGAGAACUUCUUGAACCAGGACAACAGGUUGCAUCAAGUACACAGAGAGAGGCAGGGGCCUGGGAGAAGAUGGCACCCUUGAGAGCAGCACAGGAUGCACUGAAUGUCCAGCUUCAGCCUAUGAAUGCCCAGAUCAAGUGUGGCUCUCCAGAGCCCCAGUACUUACAAGAAAGAGAUUUCGAGACUAGUACCAAAUGGUCCUUUCCAAAGCAGGAACUUUCUGAAGAAAUAGAGUCAAAGGAGAGGAUAUCUGGAAGAUUCCCAAUGGAUGUUUCCAAGGGAACCAAGAUUGGAGAAGCCUAUGAAUGUGAAGGCAUUUUAGAUGAGCAGCAAGGAAACAAAUUGGAGAAAAUAGAUGGAUCCCUUUCCCAGGAUGGAAUUGUGUUAGUGACCAUCCCUUCUGAAAAAACUCUCUUAGGAGAGAAUGGUGAUGAAUAUGGUGACAGUCUGAGUAGUUGCCAUUUGAGCUCAGACCUGGUUAUACAGCAUAGAGGAGAGAAACCCCAUAUAUCUAAUACAAAUGACCAAAACUCUAGCCAGAAUUCGUCUUCUAGUGUACAUCAAAGAGAUCAGACUGUCAAGAAACCUUUUGAAUGUAAUGAAUGUGAGAAAACCUUCAAGCAGAACUCAGAACUUCGAAAACAUCAGAAAUGUCAUAUGGGAGUGAAACCCCACAAAUGUACUCAGUGUGGGAAAGCAUUUGGCCGCGGUUCUGACCUUAGGAAACAUCAAAGAAUUCAUACAGGAGAGAAACCGUAUUCAUGUAGUGAAUGUGGGAAAGCCUUCAGGGGGAGCUCAGACCUUAUUCAGCAUCAAAGAAUUCACACUGGAGAUAAGCCCUAUCAUUGUAGGGAAUGUGGGAAAGCCUUCAAUCAGACCUCUUCCCUUAUUCAACAUCAGAGAAUUCAUACUGGAGAGAAACCCUAUGAGUGUAAUGAAUGUGGGAGAGCUUUCAAUCAAAGCUCAGCUCUUACUCAACAUCAGAGAAUUCAUACUGGAGAGAAGCCCUAUUCAUGUAAAGAAUGUGGGAAACCCUUCAGGCAUUGGUCUGGCCUUAUGACACAUCGAAGAGUACACACCAAACUUUGACCCUGUGCAUAUUCUGAACGUGACAGAUCUUCAGACAACUUGUAACUGUUGUUAAGUUUCAUAAAAAUAUACUGGGAUCAUAACCCCAUAAAGUAAUUAUGAGCUAGCUAGCUCAAGGGCAGGAUCUAUGUUUGUUUUUUUGUGUUUGGUCCUUGCCUGAGUGCCAUGUGCCUAUGAGAAAUAAGGUUUAUUUUGUGAUAGAUUAAUCUGAGUAAUAAAUGGAGGAAACAUUAUUUACUUCCUCCCUUUGCUUUUUAGGAAACUCAAGGAAUGUGAAAUAAAUGGGAAUGUAAUAUCUUGAGCUGGAGUUUAGUUACUCCAAGAAACUAUGGAUUGGAUAUAGCAGAUUUGCUUUGCCUUUAGCCACUGUCAAGGAAUUCCUGUAUUUGUUGUUGUUUGUCAUUGACAUCAGGGUGACAUGGAUAUUGUUAGUGACUCUCCCCCUGGGUGUGAUCAUCUCCUACCUCCUUCCUUACUUCCAAUGACAUCUGUCUCCGAGGAACAGAACUAAUGAGGAGAGUGAUUCUAAUAUUUUUUUUUCCCAUGGGAAUAAAUACAGAUAGUCUCCAUGUCUCUGAAGAGGUCUGACAGUGAGGAGGGGCUAUUAGUAUGCCAAGAAAGAAAGGAAAUAGACACACUCAUAUAGUUUCUUAAUAUUUGGCAUGUAAGGUAUUUACUAUUAUUUUUGUAAAUAGGUAUCUUCUAAGAGGGGAGGGUAUAUGACUUUUGCUAUUUCACAGGUGGAACUGAUAUCCCGAGAAAAGAAGGGCUGUACUUAAGGGAUUAGGACAGAUUGGGUGCCCAGAGGCCCCUCCUCCGGCUGUACAGCAUAGGCAAGUAAGUCCUCCGAGAUGAACUGGGGACAGCUUUUUAAGAGGGUCCAAACUGAAAGCUAUUGGGCUGGAGAACAAUAGAGUGACAACUAUAGGGUUUCACAAAAGAUUUUUAUUCCUGCUCAAGAAGAGGGAACUGGACCUUGAGUCAGGUAGAAAGGAUGUUUAUUAAUAAGUAGUUCUAAUCUCAGUUAUUGAUCCCUUCCUACUUCACCCUUCCCCUUAGCCAGAAGUUAUCUUGAAGCUUGACCAAACUCAGGCCUUGCGGUCCUUGUCCUGAGCGGGACACCCUUCUGUCUUCCUGGCCCAAUGGGACAUCUCACUUCCUUAUUACUUUCUUCAGGGAGAGGGUGGUUGAGAUAUUUUUUGUUUUCUCAGGUCAGUGCUGAAAAACCAUGAUUUGGAAGAGGAGUUGCUGGCUCAGUUCCUGGAGUGGGUACCUAGUCUCUAGAAAUGCUGGGCCCUUCUGACACCUGAGAUGGUAGAGAAGACACUGUCUAACUUCUGUUCUCCUGGAAGUCCCAUUUUUCCAUGUUGCUGUGACUUUGGCCUGAGUGGCUUCAUUUUUCUCCUGUAGACUUUUCCAGCUACAGUAUUGGAAAGGGAUUUCACUUUGUACCUCUUCUUUGGUCUGUGCCAUGAAAACUGUUGCUACUGAGGAAAGGAGUGUGGGUAUUCUGUGUGCAUGUAUGUAUUGUAAGCACAUGUAUAUUUUUGUUCUUUCCACUGCCUACCAUGAAGGCUUACCCUUAUUCCUGCAUUUGGGUAGAAUGGAAGGUCUUUCCUUGAGACUCAUUUUCUAAAUCAUGAGUUGUUUCCCCGCAUCAGAAUCUUUUGCCAUUAUUCAAUCCUUCCUGUUACAUGUUGGUGAGGUUAGGUGGAUGUGGCCCUCGGAAUUGGGGAUGGGUGAUUCGGUAGCCACACCAGCAGAGCUCACCUUGGAUAUAUACUAUGUGGCUUAGUGAUAAAUGGAUAUCAUGUUUGCAGUGGCAGCUGAUAAGCCCUGGACUUAGGUUUGGGGAGUGGACAUAAGGAAAGCAUUCCUCCACUAAGGUAGGGAAAUGACAUCAUAGUGACUCUUGGAAUGGCUGGCAGUUUCUGGAUUUAGAAGUAUUUCUUUUUAGACCAAUUAGUCCACAUCAUUAGUAACCAUCCAAGGUGUGGAAAUAUCAAGCAUAGGACCAAAGGAAAAAGACUAAAAGCAUGAAAGGGUUAUGCCAAAUCCUGUGUUGCUAUGGAAUUAGAAGGAGCCACCAUGGUGUUUUUGCUGGGGAGGGGAGUUGGUGGCAGUUGGAAUCUACAGUGAGAACUGAGGUCUGGGGUUUAGGGUCAGAGGGUAGGCUGUCCCAUCUUUAGCUCCAUUAAUCUAGUUCUUGGAUGUAAAAUGUUAUGAAGCAUUCUUUAGAUACUAGGUCAACCAGGCCUUCUCCCAAGGCAGGUGAUUUUUCUGUAGAAAAAACAGGUGAGACGUGAGAUAAAUAGGAGAUUGAGAGCUAUGAGAAACCCAUAAAUCUCAGAAUCAGAGUCAGAAGUACUGAGCCAAAGAGUUUGGCACCUCAGAAAUUAGUCCCACCCAUACUUGAUUGGGAAUCUUUACUUACAAUAUCCAUGGCAAGCUCUGAGGACCUCUGAAUCCCUUUUACUUCUGUACAUCCCUAACUAGGGAGUUUUUACUGACAUCAGAUGUUGUAAAUGUGUCUGCCAUGAGGCUAAGCUGAUUAAAUCUAAUCCUUUUUCCGCAUGACAGACCUUCAGAGACUUGAAGACAAUUAUGUUACUUCAGCCGAUCCUCAUGGUGUCUUCUCUGAUCUUCGAUCUUGGGUGCCCUCUUCUGGACAUGCCACAUAUUAUCUAUGUCCUCAAAACCUCAUGUGUUGUCUUCUUCAUUAAAAGAGCUUAGACUGGCAAGACUUCAUUCUUUAUCUGUGAUAAAGCUAUGCUGACCCCUAACACUGAACAUAAUAUUCCAGAUAUGGUCCAUUUAGAGCUGAGGGCAGCAGAACUUUUACUCUCUUGAUUGACGCUGAUCCUGUCAGUGAAGCUUAGUAUAGCAUUGACUGCUGUCACAGUGUUGACCCUUAUUGGACUUGUGGUCCACUGGAAACUCCAGAUUUGUGUGUGUGUGUGUGUGCGUGUGCGUGUGUGUAUGUAUGUAUGUAUGUGUGUGUGAACUGAUGCUUCCCUGUCCUGUAUUUGAGAAAUUGAUGGUUUUGAACAAAAUAUAGAACUUUACUUUCAUCCAUAUGAAGUUUUAUCUUAUUUGACUCAGACCAUUAUGUUAUCUUGUCAAAGGUCUUUUUGUAAAUUAAAUCUGUCAUCAACAGGUUAGCUGUUCUUCUGAACUUUGUGCCAUCUAGAUUUGACAAACCUACCUUCUUUGCCUUCUUACAAGUUAUUGACAAAAUAUUGAAGAGUUUAGGGUCAAGGACAGCUACCUGGGACAGUCUGCUGGAGAUUCCCUUUCAAGUUGAUGCUUCAUUGGUAACUAUUUUUUGGGUCUGUUCAGAUCCACUUAACUGUACUACUACAUAGUCCAUACCUCUCCAUCUCAUCCCCAAAGAUGAUGUGAGAACCUUUGCUUAAAUGCAUUGUUCAAAUCUAGUAAUUCUAAUGCAUCUACAUCAUUCCUCUGAUCUACCAGUCUAAUUACCUUCAGUAGAGGCAGUGAGCUUAGGCUGGCAAGAUUCCAUUCUUUAUUCUUGAUUAUGCUGACUUUUAGUAAUCUCUUUUUCUCAUUAUCAGUACUUGUGAACUAUCUCUUUAAUAGUGUUUUAGAAUAUUCUUAAGGAAAAAGUCAAACUCUCUGUACUGUUCUUGCAGACUCUAAUCUCAUCUCUUUUUUUUUGAAAAUCAGGAACAUUUGCUCUUAUGAGACUCAUUUACAACUUUGCAAAUAGGUUGCAGAACUGAAGGAGGAUGGAGCUUAGGUAAUUUAAGAAUCGUUGUCAUGUGGCAAAUGGAUUAAAUUUGGAUGGGUCAGAAUGGUUUAUGAUACAGCAGAAGUUCAGCAGAAAAGGGUGUGUGUAGAUAGCAUUCAGUCAGGGCUAGAGUCCUAUGGGGGCCGGCUCCCUCAUCCCCUCAAUCUUGAGCCACACCAGGGUAGCAUGCUGGGUGGUAGCCCGGACAAGCAGAGGGAUUUGGGCUCUGCUGAAAGGCAUGGCACCUUUAGGGCCCUGGGUUUAUAUGAGGUUUUCAGACAAAGUGCUUGCUUUGGCAGUUGUCACAUUGCUGGUGGGGUGACAGGGUCAGGGAACAUGGAUCAGCAUUUAAAGGAGGGUUUCUAAAAAUUAACUAGGAAGGUGAAGGCCAACUCAGGAUGAGGAAGGUAGAAUUCUAGCUGUGUUGUAUCAGCAGGUUUGUGGGAGAGCUUCUGCAGCCAGUUCUAACUAGAACUGUGUGCAAUUAAGGUUUAACAUUGCCCAGCAAUGUGUAACAGCUGACAAGCCUAGGAGAGUGGGACCAUGGAAUCUGCUGGCCAUUCAUUUGUAUACUCCAAAAUAUAAGAAGAAAAGAAAUCGCAUAAGAAAAAUUUUCAAAAUUUAAUUGGAUAUGGGACAGACUGCAUAUCACCAGAAUCCACUGGAUGCUAACAAGAACCAAUCCCAGAUUCAGCUCACACAGACUACAGGAAUAACAUGACUACAAGCAAACAAGUAGAAAAAACUCACCUUCAAGAAACAGCAGUUUGAAUUGCACCAAGUUUUUCACCUAAGAUGAGAAAAGACAGAGUUUCAAUAAGAUAUAUAAAAAAUUAAGGAAGAUUGGACUUCAUCCCAAGACCUAUUGUACUCUUCUGCUAAAUUUCAUAUACUGUUUAAUACUUUCCUGUAAAACUGGGCAUUUGGAACCUCCACAGCUAUUGUAAGAAUUUCUGUAGGAGAAAGGCCUCUUUAAGGACUUAAUAGGCACACCAACCCAGAAACAGAACUUCAACAGGUAAAUUCUUAAAAACUUUACAGGUAUGAAUGACUAAUUGUAACAAUGUAAAUUCUGUGUUGGGUUUAACAGAUGUGUUAUGAUCUAUAAUUGUCUCAAAGUGUGGGGAGAUUACUUUGGGAGGGGACAUCAAAAUAAACAUUAUCCUUAUGAAAAAUUCCCCAA
This is a messenger RNA of Trichosurus vulpecula (common brushtail), 6745 nucleotides long. RefSeq names its product zinc finger and SCAN domain-containing protein 30-like. Gene Ontology annotation, molecular function: DNA-binding transcription factor activity, RNA polymerase II-specific; RNA polymerase II cis-regulatory region sequence-specific DNA binding. NCBI's taxonomy places the organism in Eukaryota, Metazoa, Chordata, Mammalia, Diprotodontia, Phalangeridae. Bases 327 to 1811 code for a protein of 494 amino acids. The record is from RefSeq and is a predicted model, not a curated record. The transcript has 4 exons. Gene Ontology annotation, biological process: regulation of transcription by RNA polymerase II.